CUUUGUAGUUUAUCAUUCUUUGGGCUGCGGUUGUCAAGGAUUCAGAGCAGAUGUGAUCUGCGCUAGGUGGCAUCUCCUCUCACGGAUGCCUCGGUGAGCUUCGGAGUCGGGCUACCGCUGAGGGGCUUCGGAAGGGCCAGUCUGUGCACUGCGACCUGGACUGGGUGUGGGGAUUUGGCGGCAGGGUCUUCUUGGCCAGAGAUGGGCCGGGCAGGUGAAGGGCAGAGGAGGUUGCUCCGCAGCCUGGAAGGGCUUUGUUAACCAAAAGUCAGCGUCGUUGCCCCUACCCCUUUCCCCCACCCUAUGUCUGUUCCUGAGCUCUUCAACCUCUCUGCCCUGUACUGAUGGCACUCUGAACUCUCCGUAUCUGCAUCUUAGGAUUCAAAUAGAUUCGGAUAUGAAGAAAUGUUUGUAUUUUCCGAUGUCUUAUUCUCUACUGUGGACUUAUUUUAAAGAAUGAGCAGGGAUAGUUUUAAACUAUGCCACAGCCUUUCUUAGUCUAACUCACAUAGUAUAAAGGCUCUUGCUGCUAUCGAAUUUUUUAAAAGAAUAAAUAGCAUCUACUAUGUGCCAGCCCAGCACUGUUCUAAGCACUUUACAAAUAUUAUCUGCUUCUCAUAACUCUAUGAGAUAGACACUAUUAUUAUGUAGACUACACCCCACCUCUCUGUCCCGCCCCUUUUUAAAAUUAACAUACAAGAAGAAAAUGAAGUUAGUAACUUGCCCAAGGUCGUAGAGCGAGUAAGGGGUGUAGGCAGGAUUCAAAUACAGGCAAUUUGGCUCCAGACUCCAUUUUCUUAAAACCUUUGCUAUGCUAACUCCACUCUGUUCCUAUAUUAGCUUUACAGCUAUAACCCGGGAAGUUACUUCGCUCAUUUGAAUCCCGUCCUUCUUUUGUACCUCAGUAGUCCUGGGCUUCUAGUUAGGAUUUGAUUGGAGAGAAUAUAUCUGAAGACGUAUAUCUUUCAGUGUUUCUGCAAACCUGAUGAAACAGCCGUUUUAUUGGUUUGUGUGCAUGUUUUCACCCACUCAUCUUGUUCUUUGAGCAAUAGAAAAAGAUUACAGUCUUGGCCCUAAGGGAAAGUAGCAACUAUUAAUUAAACUACCAUUGUACCAAAAUUGUACAUUAUCUUAUUAAAAGAUUAAUUUGCAUGUUUAUAUGCCAGGUUUUGUGCAAAAACACUUUGUAUGCAUUAUCUCAUUUAAUAUUCUCAACAAGUUGGCAAGGCAGUUGUUGACCUCAUUUCAUAUAUGAGCUUGAGGCUUAGAAAAAUCAACUAACUUGCCCAAGAUCACUGCGUUAAAAUUCACAGAUGGCCUGGCACUAUGGUUCAUGCCUGUAAUCCCAGCACUUUGGGAGGCCGAGGUGGGCAGAUCACGUGAGGUCGGGAGUUCGAGACCAGCCUGACCCAUAUGGUGAAACUCCAUCCUACUAAAAAUGCAAAAAUGAGCCAGGAGUGGUGGUGGGUCCCUGUAAUCCCAGCUACUCCGGAAGCUGAGGCAGGAGGAUUGCUUGAACCUGGGAGGCAGAGGUUGCAAGUGAGCCGAGAUCGCACCACUGCACUCCCGCCUGGGCAACAAAAGCAAGACUCUGUCUCAAAAAAAAAAAAAAAAAAAUUAACAACCAGAUCUGCCUGUGUUCUCUGCUAUCUCAUACUACCUUCUGCUUGUCUAAGGUAAAUAAAAUAUAUGGGCUUAUAUCAACUCUAUGUGUGCACAUGUGUAUACAUGUGUAUAUACGAUUGCAAAUGCAUAGAAAAGGACACAUUCCAGUAUUUAAGACUGUUUAUUUCAGGGUAAUAGAACUUGGUGAAAGAAUUCUAUAUUCCUCUCUACUUUUUGGAUUUAAAAAAGGUUCUGAAGAGAAGUAAUGGUACAAGAUAAAUUGUGACUGAGGGUGAAAGGUGGGACUCAUACAGUACAUGACAUAUGAGUGGGCAGUUGGAAGAGGGUGAGCUGAAAUGGGUAAAGAAGACUUCAGAGAGGAUGUGAGAUUUGAAUCAAGCUGCAGAGAUUGGGUAAGGUUCGAAUAAGGGAAGAAGGCAAGACCAAGCUCAUGGCGCAGGGAUGAGAAACGCCUGAUUAGAAUAAUGAGAAGAAAAACCUGACUGGAGCUGAGAGUUUUUGCUUGUGGAAUAGAGGAAACCAAGAGUGGAGCCAGACAACAGAAGCUAAAGGUCUGACUGGUUUUAAACUGUGCUUGAGAGUUUGGGAAUUCAUCCAAUUAGUGAGGAGCCAUAGAUGGUGUCAGCGGAGGUGAGGGUCGUGGGAUAUAUGAUGAUAAAGGCACAUUUGUAUUACAUGCUGCUUAGUCUUCACCUACGUGCAUGUCCUUGGUUAACAGCAUCCUUCCAUGAGGAUGAUGGUAGAUUUGGGGGUGUUCAGCUUGCUGAGGCUCUAGGAGGAACCAACUUUAAAAUGCAGAUGUAUUUUUUAAGGUAAGACUUAUUAUGCUAAUUAUAUACCUGGCAUAUACAUUGAGGUUGUGAUCCUGAAUGGAAGAUUAGGAACUCUAUGUUUGUGACGAGGAGGGCAGUAUUACAAAAAACUGGGGAAGCCUUUUGGAGACACCAGGUUCAAAGAAGAACUCAGGUAUGCUGGUGCAAGGAUCUGGGUAUUAAGGCCACCAGAUAAAAGCAAAAUCAGGUGAAGGAAAGCAAAAAUGAACCCAGAGUAUACAGAGAAAAUAGGGAAAUUUGUAUUUGGGAAACUGUAUAAAGAUUUGAAACACCACAUCCCAGAAAUGAAUUUUUCUGGGCAGAGCUCUAAGCUUCAGCUGCAUUGCCUUUGAAUAGAAAAACUUUGACUUGAAACCAAGCGGCACAGGUGGUAAAUAAGAAAAAGACAUUUUCGGACCCUAAAAGAUUGAAAAAACAAGAAAGCAUAAGUGGCUGUUUCAUCCUUUGAAUCCAUGGUACGUUUAUUGAGUAAUGUGAGAGUACAUAUUCUGGAUUUAGCUAUUUGAUAUUUCUACCACAAAACUUUCUUACCCUAGAACCAAUUCAGCAGAUCAUGUUUCAAGCCAUGAUGAUCUCUUCCCUGGAUGAUUAUCAUAGCAUCCCUCUCUGCCUCCACUUAACCCCAAGGUCAUUGACACAGCGGCUAGAGUUAUGCUUUUGUGUUAAAUGGAAGUAAAAUUUUGUUACCCCUUGGCUCAAAAAUCCCCAGUGGUUUCCAUAUCUCAUAGAAUACAAGUUAGAGCCCUUACCACUGCCUUUCAUGAUCAGUUCCCAAGCUCCCUGCUUUAUCUCCUGUUACUUUCCCUUUUGUUUUCUUUGUUCCAGCCAUUGUUCAACUAGCUAUUACCUGAAGAAUCCAGGUGUGUUCCCACCUGCAAAAAUUUGCACUUGGCAGUUACCUUUGCAUGGAACAGUCUUUCUCCAGAUAGCCAUGUGACUUGCUCCUCACUUCCUUCAGAUCUCGGGGUUUCCAGAAGAAAAGAUCAAGGGAGAAUUAUCAAGAAUAGAUUAUUUUUCUGAAUAGUUAAACCUUUGAUGGCCAUAACCUUGACCCUUCAGACUGCAGAGAUGCAGGAAGGACUUCUGGCAGUGAAGGUAAAGGAGGAAGAGGAGGAACAUUCCUGUGGGCCAGAAUCAGGCCUGUCAAGAAAUAACCCUCAUACCAGAGAGAUCUUUCGUAGACGCUUCAGGCAGUUCUGCUAUCAGGAGUCCCCUGGGCCCCGGGAGGCUCUUCAAAGACUCCAGGAGCUCUGCCAUCAGUGGCUGAGACCAGAGAUGCACACCAAGGAGCAGAUCCUAGAGCUGCUGGUGCUGGAGCAGUUCCUGACUAUCCUGCCUGAGGAGCUCCAGGCCUGGGUCAGACAGCACCGUCCUGUGAGUGGAGAGGAGGCAGUGACUGUGCUGGAGGAUUUGGAGAGAGAGCUGGAUGACCCAGGAGAGCAGGUCCUGAGCCAUGCUCAUGAACAGGAAGAGUUUGUAAAGGAGAAGGCAACUCCAGGAGCAGCUCAGGAGUCAUCAAAUGACCAAUUCCAAACCUUGGAAGAGCAACUUGGGUAUAAUUUGCGAGAGGUGUGCCCAGUUCAAGAGAUUGAUGGCAAGGCUGGGACUUGGAAUGUGGAGUUAGCCCCAAAGAGGGAGAUUUCUCAGGAAGUGAAAUCUCUUAUACAAGUUCUUGGAAAACAGAAUGGUAAUAUUACUCAGAUUCCUGAGUAUGGAGAUACCUGUGACCGUGAGGGCAGAUUGGAAAAGCAAAGGGUGAGCUCUUCAGUGGAGAGACCCUAUAUCUGUAGUGAAUGUGGAAAAAGCUUCACCCAGAAUUCCAUCCUUAUCGAGCACCAGAGAACACACACAGGUGAGAAGCCUUAUGAAUGUGAUGAGUGUGGGCGGGCCUUCAGCCAGAGGUCAGGCCUAUUCCAGCACCAGAGACUCCACACUGGGGAGAAGCGCUACCAGUGCAGUGUUUGUGGCAAAGCCUUCAGCCAGAAUGCCGGGCUUUUCCAUCACCUCAGAAUUCACACUGGGGAGAAGCCUUACCAGUGCAAUCAGUGCAAUAAGAGUUUUAGUCGACGUUCAGUCCUCAUUAAGCAUCAGAGAAUUCACACUGGAGAGAGACCUUAUGAAUGUGAAGAAUGUGGCAAGAACUUCAUUUACCAUUGCAACCUAAUCCAGCAUCGGAAAGUCCACCCAGUGGCUGAAUCAAGCUAGCUCCUUGGAACAGACACUUACACUUGGAGCCCUGAGACCCACUGUAGGCAUCUGCAAACAACAGCAACAACAAAGUGGGAUGGAAAGAAAAAAGAACAAAAUAUAAGAACAUAAAAAAGAAUCAGACAGAAGGUAAAAUUAGAUGCUAAAACUCUAGAUUGGGCAAAAAAUGUUGACCAAAGGAAAAAUAAAAAGAUAGAUGCAGAGACAGAGUGUUGCCAAGAAACAUGCUUCAUCUUCAUAAUAAUUAUUAGAAAUCUCUCUUAUUUAUCAACUGGUCCAAGUUUUUAGAUACUAUUGUCUUAAGCAGUGAAAAUCUCACUGCCUUUUACUCCUCACACUUUUUAUUACUUUCCAUAAAAUGGAGGACAGGGAGAAAAGCAGUCUAUAAACCACUGUGAUUUUUAGAUCUCCUUGAACCUAUCCCCAUUUUUCUAUGCCAACUGCCAAUGGGCAGUGUUGAAAGCACUAUUUCUUGAUGAUAGCUGCACUAGAAUCACCUGGGUUGUUGGUUUGAAGUGCAGUUUUCUCAGCCCCACCCCAGACCUACUGAAUCAGUUUCUGAGGCAGAGCCUGAAAAUCUGUAUCUAAUUAGCAUAUUAGUGGUCCACACACAUAAGGUAACUAUAUAAUUUAUUGUCCAAUCUGGGACACUUGAAAAUGAAAAGGAGUGCUGUUAAUAAUUACACCAAGACAACAGGUAUAAACCAGGAGGUACGGUCCCCAUACUAAUAAUUUUUGCAAUAGGCAGUAUUUUUUCAACCAAGCAUAUAGAAAAGACAGAGAAUCAGAAAGAUUACAAUGUUCUGUCAUGAAAGCUAAGGCAGAAUAUAUAUGAAAAAGGCUGUUGGAGACUUAGGUGUAGCCACCUAGCCUGGUAACCCCCAGUAAUAGAUCUAUUGGAUUAGGAAAGAAAGGAUGGGAUAAUAUGUCUGCACAAACAAAACAGAGGGCCCCCCCAUCCCGCCCCUAAUUAAGACAAACCCAUUGUUAACAUAACUAGUUACCUAAGAUUAACCUAUUGAGUGAAUGGUUUACCAGACAAGAUGGACAACAUCCUGGAAGCACAGGAGUGUUUCAGUGGUAUAGGGACCGAUGGAGUACAGUGUUCAACCUUAUACUGUAGAAGAAAGUGAGAAGAUAGAGUACUGGAUCAGAGCUUGCAGUGUUAAGGCAAACAGUGAGCCAUUUUAAGCAGGUAGUCGGAUGAAGGGGAAGGGGGCAGAUAUUGUACCAAGUAGUUUCAUAAUUUAUCACAUUCACUCCACAUCAUUUGUUGGCUGUGGAGGAGUCCUCUUGCCACUUGAUGGUACCAAAGACAGCUGACCCUGCCUUAAGUGUGUCAAUAGAUCUUCAUAGCUAUUCAGCAAUUGACUCAAGAUCAUUGACUGCAGGGGUGGGGGUGGUGGUGGCCUCCCCUCAUCACCCCUGACUUCUGCUAAUUCAUUGUAGAGGGGUAUGUAGUCAGGGAUCUAUAAGCCCCAAACUUGCUAGUGGUUAAGUUACUCGGGGGGACCUGAUUUAUUUAAACAGGUUUAAAACAAUGGAGAACAAGCCAACAUCUUCCCCGUUUUCCUCAGGUGGGUGUUGAUUAUUGCAUUUGACCCUUGGGGGCAGAGUGAAGGUAAUUGGACAAUUUGUGUGGUACAGAUAAUACCAGACCUGGGGUUGGUUGGUUGGUUGGUUGUUUUGUUUGGAAAGCCCUUUAUCUUCUGAGAGACAUGACUAGGGCUGUGGGAGGAGCUCUGAGUGUGCCUGUGCCUAGACUCCUACACCCCCAUCAGCCAUCCCAGGAUCUUGGUUGGGCUCUAAGGUGCUCGUUGGGGCCGAAUUGAGGAAUCUCCCUGAGGAUAGAGGGAAAGACCCUGAUGCCUGAGACCCUGGAGGACCCGGGACCUAGGGAACGGAGGACACGGAGGAUCCAGUGCGAGCAGUCAAGUGUCUUCAGCAGGGGAGAGAGAGAAGUCAGCCCAGACUGAGUGGCUGCUGGACACAAGAGGUUACGACCCCUGUCGGCCUCAGCCUUUUUGAGGCGGCUUCUGCGCUCACAAAGGUGAGCCAGGUGGUGUGCACAAAUGAACCACUGAGAUUGAUGGAUCCUCCAAGAAUCCUAGAGAGGCGGCAGAGGAGCCGGCCGAAGUGCGUCCUUUCUCCUAGAGAGGUGUUCAGGUUUUAGUGUCCUGGGACUGUGUGUGUAGGCGGUGUCCUGGUCUCUUCUACCCAUGCAAGAUGCUUUAUACUUUCUCAGCGAUCCAGAGAUAACGGUACUCGGAGGGGGUGCUGUUGCCCCCUUUUCCAGGGCUUGCUCGAGUUCCCCUCUUUUACGUAGAUCUCUCAGGAUCAGGAUUUUGUGUUUUGUGUCUGCUCCAUCAGACAUUUCAGAGAUACAGAGAACUGAACAAAGCGCUGUACAGAGCUAGGUCUGUAUGGAUCACCCCCUUCUGAGAUGAGGGCACAGACUUACCAGCAAGGAGGCCUCACCGGAAUCCAUCAGCUGACAGGUCCUUAUGGCCAAAAGCUGGCUUCCGUAUACGUUUUCUGAAUCCUACGGCCGUUUUAACCUGAACAGUUUUUUCAGAGUUUUCAUAAAAAUCCCCUAUGCUAAUGGUCACGAUAUUGUGUAUCUGUAAAGGCUUAGUACUUAAAGAAAAAUACUUUACAUGGUCCCCACAAUUCUGCAAAACAGAGGGAAGUGGUACGUGAAUUUCUCUGGGUAAGAAAACAUUCAGAAGUUAGAACAUUCAAGCAAGCAUUUAUUGAGUGCCACAUAAUGGGCCAGGCUUUAUGUUGCAAAAAUGGGAAUAAGCCAGAUAAAAGGCAUUUCUUACUGUAUAGUGUAAUGGGAAAGACAUGUUGCCUUGAGGAAAAUAAACUUCGUACAUAGGGACUUUGGAGGUGGAACGUUAAAGAUAACUUCCCUGAGUAGGCAAUAGCAGAGCUGUCUCUGUGGACUCUCAGAAGUUGGAUAGCAAAGAGGAAAUGGACCUUGAGGGAUAGUUAUAGUAUGUGAAGGAGGGAUCAGAAAACCAUUUCAGAAAACCACAAGUAAAUGAAGGUGGGUGCAUUCCAGCCUGGGCAACAAGAGUGGCAGAGGUGGGGCAAAGAGAGUAGAGAGUAACUGAAAUAUGCUGAGGAAUUUAAAGUUUAUAGGGUGGUGUGCUUUUCCAUUUUCUUAAUGUCACAGCACAUAAAGAAAAUUUGUAUGCACACUUCCUGGCCACCCCGGUAGCUGAAGAGAUCAGUAUGCUGGUGGUACUCCUAUAAGCCAUUUGAAGCACCCAGUAAACUGUGGCAAUGCACAGUAGUUGGGCAGUUAUAUGCUCUGUCUGGAUUUAAGCAGAGGAGUAAUGUAAUCUUACUAGCUUUCUAGAAAUAUUCUAGAAGUGGUGUGGUGAAUGAAUUGGAAAGGGGCAAAACUGAAAGCAAGGGAGAUAAGAGACUUGUAGUUGUUAAAGAAAGAACCAAAACCAUAAGUUGGUGAAAGUAAGUCACUGGCUAUAGAAAUAAAGAGGGCACCAAGUGGAACUGUGUUAAAGAUUACAGAUUUAACUAGACCUGAUAACUAAUUAGAUUGAUGAAAGUGAGAAAGAAAAGGUACUGAGAGAACUGCCUGUCACACACUAAGUGUAUUCUUUAAAUAAAAUAAAUGUAGCCAGGGAUAAAUAGGCAGGUUUUUGGAUUAAAUUAUUAGGUAAGUGUGGCACAAUUUUAUAAGAGAUGGCUAAUAUUGGAGAAUAAAUUGGUCACAAGGGGAAAAUGAUGAAUUUUUGGUGGUGAGUUGAAGAUGCUUGUAAGACAUACAAGUGAAAAGGUCUAAUGCACCACUGGACUGUAAGGGCCUGGAGCUCCAAAGAAAGAUUGGUAUGAGAGAAUCAGGCUUAGGAGUUUUCAGGUGAAAGCUGAUGUCAUCAAAUGGUUGAGAUUGCCCAGAAUAAAUAUGGGAUGAGAAUAAGGCUGGAUUUCAAUUUAGGAUACUAAACAUUUUUUUUUGAUGGAGUUUUGCUCUUGUUGCCCAUGCUGGAGUGCAAUGGCUCAACCUCAGCUCACCACAACCUCCGCCUCCUGGGUUCAAGUAAUUCUGCCUCAGCCUCCCAAAUAGCUAGGAUUACAGGCACGCGCCAUCACACCCGGCUAAUUUUGUAUUUUUAGUAGAGAUGGGGUUUCUCCAUGUUGGUCAAGCUGGUGUCGAACUCCUGACCUCAGGUGAUCCACCCGCCUCAGCCUCCCAAAGUGUUGGGAUUACAGGUUGGAGCCACCGUGCCCAGCUGGAUACUAGACAUUUUUGACAGGCAGAAUAAGAGCUACGAAGUAGACUAAAUAAUAGUCAUUAGAAACGUAUUUAACAGGUACUUGUAUAAUACAGUCAUGUGCCAUAUAGCGAUGUUUCAGUAAACAGCAGACCACGUGUACAAUAAUAGUUCCAUAAGAUUAUAAUAACAUAUUUUUACUAUACCUUUUCUGUGUUUAGAUAUGUUUAGAUAUACAAAUACUUGGCUUUGUGUUAUAGCUGCCUACAAUAUUCAAUACAGAAACGUGCUGUACAGGUUUGUAGCCUAGGAGCAUUAGGUUAUACACUAUAGCCUAGGUGUAUAGUAGGCUCUACCAUCUAGGUUUGUGGAAGUACAGUCUAUGAUAUUCUCACAAUGAUGAAAUUGCCUAAAGACACAUUUCUCAGAACAUAACCAUGUGAUUAAGCAAUGCAUAACUGUUCUUCCUGAGUGCCAAGCAUUAGGCUAAACGCUACAAAAACCAACUUAUGGAAGAACAACCAGAAGAGUAUAGUGUUUCUUAGAAGAUUGGGAGUAGUUAGCAGUGUUAGGUGCUGCAGGGGCAUCUGGUAGGAAAAGGAUUGAAAAAUACCCACUGGGUUUGUGUACCAAGGGGGCCCUGUUUGUUUAACUUGGGACUGAUAAGUCAGAUGUGAGGUCCCCUGACUGACAUGCACACUAUUCUAAAAUUAAAAAUACUUUUGGGCCAGGCGCGGUGGCUCAUGCCUGUAAUCC
Molecule: messenger RNA, 9667 nt
Organism: Homo sapiens (human)
Lineage: Eukaryota; Metazoa; Chordata; Mammalia; Primates; Hominidae
Gene: ZSCAN23
Product: zinc finger and SCAN domain containing 23
Exons: 5
Coding region: 3495-4664 (389 amino acids)
Cellular component (GO): nucleus
Molecular function (GO): sequence-specific double-stranded DNA binding
Source: RefSeq, a predicted model, not a curated record